AUGCAAAGUAUUCAGGCUAUCGCAGCCAGACGGAGGAGCAGCCAGGCUGGAAAACUCCCAGACGCCCGUCCACAACCUGAACCUUUAAUCGACCGUCUUUCAGCGGGAGGACAGCGCAGCCCCGACCCUAAUAUCAGCGAGCGGCGUCCAAGUCAAACCCGACGAGAGCGGGCCCUAGCAGCCAUCCAAGGCUGCGGAGAUGAGUCCAGACUCGGGGCCAAACGAGGCAGUGCAGAUGGCUCUCCCCUGGACGACACAGGCCUCCUCAGAACAAGCAUGUUUUCAUUGGCUCUUUCCGCCGCUGGACCUCACCACGGCGCUGAUGCCAAAGCGCUGACCAGCAUCUUCGGGGCCUCCCUCUCCCUCUUCAGCCCUUCUUUACUGGUGCAGCUGGCUCUUUCGAAGGCUCAGAUCCACACAGAGUGA
Molecule: messenger RNA, 426 nt
Organism: Knipowitschia caucasica
Lineage: Eukaryota; Metazoa; Chordata; Actinopteri; Gobiiformes; Gobiidae
Source: the annotation of a GenBank genome assembly